UUUCGCUUCGAUUCAAUCAAAGCGUUGUGAGAGAGUGAGCGAUAUCACACUAUCACAAUGCCUUCACUUUCUUCUUCUUCUUCACUCUAAUCCCAAUUUCGAUUGAUGUUUUUGCCACCCACUUUUUUCCGUUAUUUGCUUCCCUGUCCCAUGCCAUCCUGACAGCUUCUUCGUCGUUGAUUUUUAUUGUUUGCCGAGACUUGGACUCGGUCAAGGCUCUGGAGGUCCCUAUCUCUCCAAUUUUCGUGGAAGGGCUUUGAGUUGGAGCUGGGGUUCGGUCUGAUCGUGGAUUUUGGGAAUUAUGGAACCUCGCGUUGGGAACAAGUUUCGGCUCGGCCGGAAGAUCGGUAGCGGAUCGUUCGGAGAGAUCUAUCUCGGUACUAAUAUUCAGACGAAUGAGGAGGUUGCGAUUAAGCUUGAAAAUAUCAAGACAAAGCAUCCCCAGCUGCUUUAUGAAUCAAAGUUGUAUAAAAUACUACAGGGAGGAACUGGAAUUCCAAAUGUGAGAUGGUUUGGCGUUGAAGGAGACUAUAAUGUUCUCGUUUUGGAUUUACUGGGACCAAGUCUUGAAGAUUUAUUCAACUUUUGCAGUAGGAAAUUGUCCCUUAAGAGUGUUCUUAUGCUAGCAGAUCAGAUGAUAAAUCGAGUGGAGUUUGUUCAUUCCAAAUCAUUUCUGCAUCGGGAUAUUAAGCCUGACAACUUUCUUAUGGGUUUAGGGAGGCGUGCAAAUCAGGUCUACAUCAUUGACUUUGGUCUUGCUAAGAAGUACAGAGACACUUCAACUCAUCAACAUAUCCCUUAUAGAGAAAAUAAGAAUUUGACAGGAACUGCAAGAUAUGCAAGCAUGAAUACUCACCUUGGCAUCGAACAGAGCCGCAGGGAUGAUUUAGAAUCACUUGGAUAUGUUCUUAUAUACUUCUUAAGGGGAAGUCUUCCUUGGCAGGGACUGAAAGCAGGAACUAAGAAGCAAAAGUAUGAGAAGAUCAGUGAGAAGAAAGUAUCUACUUCUACUGAGGCCUUGUGUCGCAGUUAUCCCACAGAAUUUGCUUCAUACUUCCAUUACUGCCGGUCCCUACGGUUUGAUGAUAAGCCAGAUUAUGCUUAUCUCAAAAGACUAUUCCGUGACCUUUUCAUACGUGAAGGCUUCCAGUUUGAUUAUGUGUUUGAUUGGACUAUUUUGAAAUAUCAACAAUCGCAAAUGGCCACUCCACCUACCCGUGCUCUUGGUCCUGGUGCUGGACCCAGCUCUGGCAUGCCGCCUACUGCCACAAUUGCUGAUAAACAAUCAGAUCCCACUCGUAGGAGACACUCUGGACCAGUUGUAAAUGCCGGAAGCCUCUCUAAACAGAAAAGUCCAAUUGCAAAUGAUCCAACUGCAGCUAAAGAUGCUCUGUUACCAAGUUCUAAUUUUUUACGGUCAAGUGGAUCGUCACGGCGAGCUGCUGCCUCUAGCAAUCGCGAUGCAGCAAUUAUUAGCAGUGAAGCUGAUCUUUCUCACCUUAACACCAAAAAUGUAAGCCCAGGAGCUCUUCGUAAAAUUUCCAGUGGGCAAAGAAGUUCACCUGUUGUAUCAUCAGAGCACCGUACACCUUCUGUUAGAAAUGCCUCAACCAUAAAGAACCUCGAGACCACUCUCAGGGGUAUCGAGAGCCUGCAUUUUAACAAUGACGAGAGGGCCCAGUUUUAGCAGUGCCAGUUCUCAAUUCCUUUCCCAUAGAAUGAACCAGGUUGAGUGGACGGUCUCGGACGAUCACCCUCCCUUGCAUGAGAGGGAGGGAAAAAAAAGGGAGACAAAAGAGAACUUUCUGCAUUAUUCUUUCUUAACUUUCUGUUGUUGUCUCUCUUCUUUUUUUUUUUUUUUUGGUUUUCCAUCGUUUUUUCUUUUAUUUGGUUAUUUGGUUGCAGUUCUCCUCAAGCCAAAUACGAACCCUCUAAAUACAAAAAAGCUGAUGUCUUUUUGUGUGUAAAUAAUUGUAGACAGUAACGUUUAAGAUUAUGAAUCACAGGCAACGCUUUGGUGUUGUUCCACA
Messenger RNA from Juglans regia (Persian walnut), 2030 nucleotides. RefSeq names its product casein kinase 1-like protein 2. NCBI's taxonomy places the organism in Eukaryota, Viridiplantae, Streptophyta, Magnoliopsida, Fagales, Juglandaceae. The record is from RefSeq and is a predicted model, not a curated record. Bases 302 to 1687 code for a protein of 461 amino acids. The transcript is spliced from 14 exons. Gene Ontology annotation, molecular function: ATP binding; protein serine/threonine kinase activity. Gene Ontology annotation, biological process: endocytosis; signal transduction; peptidyl-serine phosphorylation. Gene Ontology annotation, cellular component: cytoplasm; nucleus.